UCUCAGACUACGCCUACCUUUGCUACUUCCUAAGCGUGGUCCACAGACGCAGGCUUAAUAACCGCAUAAUAAGCUUCGUCAAUAUGGCUGUCAUUGGAAAGAUCUACGGCGGUGCCCCCGAGAGCCCCAAGGUUUGGAGGUCGCUCGCUGCCGCCAAGUACGCUGGUGUGGAGCUCGAAUUCGUCAGGGCUUCUCUUCGCGAUGGCGACUGCAGAAAGCCAGAGUACCUUGCCAAGUUCCCUAUGGGCAAGAUCCCUGCCUUCGAGGGCGCUGACGGCUUCCUUCUGACUGAGAGUCAGGCCAUUGCCCGCUAUGUUGCUUCGUACGCGAAGAACGCUAACCUACUCGGCGCCGACGAGAAGAGCAGCGCGCAAGUUCAGCAGUGGAGCUCCUGGGGCGACGAGGAGCUUUUCAACAAGGGCCUUACUAUUCUCCUGCCCAGCUUUGGAUUCGGGGCGUACAACAAGGAGGCGGAGGCUUCCGCAUGGGAGGCCAUUCACCGUUCUCUCACAUACCUCAACAACUACCUCAACAAGAACACCUUCCUUGUUGGCCACCGCGUUUCUCUCGCCGACCUCGUUGUUGCCGGAAACCUCAGAAUGCUCUUCACCUCCCUUGCGGGUGAGGGCGUUCGCAACAAAUACCCCAACGUAACACGCUACUUCAACACUGUGUUCGGCCAACCGACCAUCGUGGACAUUGUAUCCAAGGCCGAGCUCCUCAAGGAGAACUUCAAGUUCACUGCACCAAAGAAGGAGGCUGCCCCUGCUGCCGCUGCCGCUGCCGCCCCCGCUGCGGGCGCAUCUGCCAAGAAGUCAAAGUCGAAGAAGAAGGACGAUGACGAUGACGAUGAAGAACCCCUUGUUCCCGCCGAGCCAAAGGUCAAGAACCCGCUCGACGACCUCCCCAAAUCACCUUUCAUCCUUGACGAGUGGAAGCGCGUCUACUCAAACCAGGACACCCGCAAGGAGGCCCUCCCGUGGUUCUUCCAGAACUUCGACUACGACGGAUACUCAGUCUGGCGGUUUGACUUCAAGUACAACGAGGAGCUCACCCAGAUCUUCAUGUCUGCAAACCAAAUUGGCGGCUUCUUCAACCGUCUUGAGGCGUCCCGCAAGUACGUCAUGGGUACUGCCGGUGUCUUCGGCAAGGCCAACGACGGUGCCAUCGCCGGUGUCGUCAUCUGCCGUGGCAAGGAGUACCAGCCCGUCCUUGGCGUCGCCCCGGACCUGGAGAGCUACUCCGUCUCGCCUCUUGACCUCAAGAAGGACGAGGACAAGAAGUUCUUUGAGGACAUGCUCGCUUGGGAGGCCUCCGUUAACGGCAAGGAGUGGGCAGACGGCAAGAUCCUCAAGUAAAGUAACGUGCGGCCUUCGCGUUUCCAUCUAGCGGAUUUUGCGCUUUACACCUUGGAUUUUUUAGCUUCGUAAUGACAAUUGAACCGCAUCUGUUCAUUGAUUUACUUGAUCCCCAGCAUGUCUUCGUACCACUUAAGCUCUUCUACCAAUGCUCUCUUCUGGUUCUCUGCCUGGCGGAAGCCGUGCCCUUCCCCCUCAAAGAGGAUGUAUUUGACCUUGCACUUGUUCUUUUC
Tilletiaria anomala UBC 951 is the source of this 1591-nucleotide messenger RNA. Its product is annotated as eEF1-gamma domain-containing protein. NCBI's taxonomy places the organism in Eukaryota, Fungi, Basidiomycota, Exobasidiomycetes, Georgefischeriales, Tilletiariaceae. The transcript has 5 exons. The coding region runs from base 84 to 1358 and encodes 424 amino acids. Gene Ontology annotation, biological process: translational elongation. The record is from RefSeq and is a predicted model, not a curated record. Gene Ontology annotation, molecular function: translation elongation factor activity. Gene Ontology annotation, cellular component: cytoplasm; nucleus.